Messenger RNA from Plectropomus leopardus (leopard coralgrouper), 683 nucleotides. Lineage: Eukaryota; Metazoa; Chordata; Actinopteri; Perciformes; Serranidae. The record is from RefSeq and is a predicted model, not a curated record.
UGACAGGCGUUUUUGAGCACAUGCAUUCCUGCAGGUUGCAUGGAUCAGUGGAGGAGGUGCCAGCCACAGGUCAGAGUCCAACAACAGCACAACAUGAUUAAAAAGUACUGUGCAGCCAGGUGAAUGUUUACCAGCCAAGCCCUGUUCACCUGUGACUCAACCACCAUGUAACCCUCAGUCCUGGGAAUCUGUCUGAACUGUGAAACACGGCAACUGCUGCAUCAAGGCUUACUUUCAUAAUUACUUUAGCAUGUUCUGAAACCGCGAGAUCUGAGUCCAAAUGGAGCACCUGCACAACCUAAAAACCAUGAUUAAAGUCAUGGUUAUUGUUUUGCACUAUGGAGGUUCCUCAGCGGACUCGACAAGGAAGCUCAGUGUCUUGGUGGGUGCAGAUGUGACCCUCAGCUGCCUGUUUGAUAAACUGUCCAGGCUGGUGGAGUGGAGUGCUUUCACCAUUGAGUGGAACGUGGUGGACAGACGCGCAGAGAAGAGCAUUGUGUACACUAUCGAGGAUGGCAGAGCGCAUGUGAGCAGAGCGGGCUCUGACGUGGAUAAAAAGCAGCUGCUAAAAGGUGAUGCGUCUCUGCAGCUUCGUAAUGUGACUGUGGGAGAUGAGGGGCUGUACACCUGCAGAAUCAUCACACCUGUGGUCUACACCGAAACCACCUCACUGGAAGUACUGG